AUGAAGUCCAUUUCAAUUAUUGUCGCAGCUCUUGCUGCUGGUGCUUUCGCAGAACUACAUACUCAAGGUGUUUGCAUCGAUACCCCUGGCAAAGGAGUGGAGGUUUACAAUAGAGCUGCGACUGAAAAGGCAUGUGGUGCCUAUAAGAACCGAAACACCGGUAGCAAGCAAUGGGAUCAAUGCCCUGAUUGUACGCUUAAGAAUGAGAAGGACCUGUUAUACUAUUGCGAGUCCCAGGGAAACCACAUCGGAGGCGAUGAGCUACACUAUUACUGCACCCAAAAUGGUGCAGGGGACAGCGUUGCUUGGUGA
This is a messenger RNA of Penicillium concentricum, 312 nucleotides long. RefSeq lists its product as uncharacterized. The transcript has 3 exons. The coding region runs from base 1 to 312 and encodes 103 amino acids. Lineage: Eukaryota; Fungi; Ascomycota; Eurotiomycetes; Eurotiales; Aspergillaceae. The record is from RefSeq and is a predicted model, not a curated record.